AUGGACUUUAGUCAUCAAGAGAUCGCCCAGAUGCUAGUAGAGCACGGUGCGGACCCCAACGGCACUGAUGAGGAGGGGGAACAUAUUUUAUUUUCCGCGAUACGAGACGACGACGAAAAGAUGAUUGAAUUGUUAAUAGAGAAACAAGCAAACUUGGAGGUUAAGAAUAGAUCUGGCGAAACACCAUUAUCGAAUGCAAUGGCGAAUGGGAGCAAAGAUAUAGUCAAACUACUCUUGAAGUGUGGAGCAGACCCAAAUGUUAUAGAUCAGGACGACGAGCCGAUAUUAUUUUCUGCGAUAUCCGACGAAGACGAAGAAAUCGUCGUAUUGCUAAUAGAGGAAAAAGCGAACUUGGAGGCUAAGAAAAAGUCCGGUGAAACACCACUAUCGUAUGCAAUGGCGAAUAGGGUUGAAGAGAGUAUCGUCAAACUGCUCUUGGAGGGCGGAGCAGAUCCGAAUGCUAAAGAUAAGAACGGCGAGCCAAUAUUGUUUGCCGCGAUAUCAAACGACGACGAAGAAAUCAUCGGAUUGCUAAUAAAGAAAAAAGCAAACUUGGAGGCUAAGAACAAUUCCGGCGAAACACCACUAUCGUAUGCAAUAGCGAAUCAGAAAGAAGAUAUCGUCAAAUUGCUCUUGAAGUGCAAAGCAGACCCGAACGCUAACGAUGAGAAUGGCGAGCCAAUGUUGUUUGCCGCGAUAUCAAACGAUGACGAAGAAAUCACCAGCUUGCUACUGAAGAAAGGGGCAAGUCCAAAUUCUAGUAACAGCUCGGGCCAAACACUAUUAUUUUACGCAAUAGAGAAUGGGAACGAAAGUGCCGUCAAACUGCUGCUGGAGAACGGAGCAGACCCGGAAGUAACGAACGAUGCGCACCAAACAGCAUUAGCAUACGCGGAAGAACAGGAAGACGAAAGCAUCAUCAGUUUGCUGAGAGAAAAGUGGAAUCAUUUAUAA
This is a messenger RNA of Orbilia oligospora ATCC 24927, 954 nucleotides long. RefSeq lists its product as uncharacterized. Gene Ontology annotation, molecular function: protein binding. NCBI's taxonomy places the organism in Eukaryota, Fungi, Ascomycota, Orbiliomycetes, Orbiliales, Orbiliaceae. Bases 1 to 954 code for a protein of 317 amino acids. The transcript has a single exon. The record is from RefSeq and is a predicted model, not a curated record.